This is a messenger RNA of Ostrinia nubilalis (European corn borer), 4123 nucleotides long. Its product is annotated as lysosomal alpha-glucosidase-like. Gene Ontology annotation, biological process: carbohydrate metabolic process. Bases 188 to 4123 code for a protein of 1311 amino acids. The record is from RefSeq and is a predicted model, not a curated record. Gene Ontology annotation, molecular function: alpha-1,4-glucosidase activity; carbohydrate binding. NCBI's taxonomy places the organism in Eukaryota, Metazoa, Arthropoda, Insecta, Lepidoptera, Crambidae. The transcript has 25 exons.
UUCAUUCAUUCGCAAACAAACAAACAAAAGUAAUCGUUACAAGAAAAUCUAAAAAUAAUUGUUAUUUUUCCAAAUAAUAAUUUAAUCUUUGUGGUGGUCUUGCGUCACUAUAGUUUAGGGUAAAAUUCAAGACAGAGUUUUGUGUUUGUGAAUAUGUUGGUAUUUGCUUAGUUCCAGCAUUAUAAAAAUGCCUAAAAUACCGUAUAGAGCGGAGAAAUCGCGGGAGGAAGACGAAGAUUAUGAAAUCGUUUCGUUCGAGGAUUUCUGCGAUAAAUCGCCGGGGUCUAAAACGGAUUUGUUGACCUUAAAUGAUAAUAUUAACUACCGCCUCUGUUAUGAGAGUGAUAAGUCGCCUAAUAACGCGGCUAAGUACGGUGAGUCUUCGAGCAAGGAUGCCGAGAUUCACACGGAGACGUCCCUGAAUGGUUCGAAGAAUGUUACUUUCAAGAGGAAGAUGUCGAAUAGCUUUGCGCCCUUUGGGAGGUACAACGCCAAGUCUGGAAGGGCGCCUCUGUUUAGUGGGGUCAUACCCAAGGCUAGGAAUGAAGGCGAGGGUUCCCGGGAGCAUAGAUACCAACGCUUCUCCGAGCAACGCAACUGGAUCCACCGCGCUUGGGAGCAGGUGUCCACCGCUGGGCCGGGAAUGCUGGGCGUGGCGCUAGUGUGCGCGCUGUGCGUGGGCGCUUGGUGGGCGGCAAGCGGCGCCCUGGGCGGUGCCUGGGGCGAAGAGCACUAUAGGAAGCUAUGGGAGAGAGCUCACCCUGACAACACCAAGAAACCACCUACACCAAUCACGUACGAAAAGAUAUUACCGGAAUACCGCUACCACGACCACAACAACCUAAGCACGAAGAACAAGAGUAACUCCACGGAGUUCACCCGCAAGAAGGCGGAUCUCAACAAGAAGAGUUUCGUGGACCGACCGCCUGAGGUGUUAAAGGAUAUUUGCGCGAAGGUUGAAGAUAACUUGCGUUUUGACUGCUUCCCGCAGGCCAAUGCUAACGAGAAUGACUGUGUUAAGAGAGGCUGCUGCUGGCUCCAACCCGAACAGAAAGGCAAGAACAUCCCGUACUGCUACUACCCGCCGCAGUACGACUCAUUCCGAUUCCUCAACAUGACAGAAGACCGGCACUCCGCUAGCGUAUACUAUGAGCGAGCGCGCCCGUCCGGAUACCCGGAUGACUUUGAAGUGGCCCGGAUGGACUUCAAGUAUAUGUCGGAUGAUGUGCUCCAAAUCAAGUACGACUCAUUCCGAUUCCUCAACAUGACAGAAGACCGGCACUCCGCUAGCGUAUAUUAUGAGCGUGCGCGCACGUCCGGAUACCCGGAUGACUUUGAAGUGGCCCGGAUGGACUUCAAGUAUAUGUCGGAUGAUGUGCUCCAAAUCAAGUACCACUCGUUCCGUUUCCUCAACAUGACAGAAGACCGGCACUCCGCUAGCGUAUAUUAUGAGCGUGCGCGCCCGUCCGGUUACCCGGAUGACUUUGAAGUGGCCCGGAUGGACUUCAAGUAUAUGUCGGAUGAUGUGCUGCAGAUCAAGUACCACUCGUUCCGUUUCCUCAACAUGACCGAGGACCGGCACUCCGCUAGCGUUUAUUAUGAGCGAGCGCGCCCGUCCGGAUACCCGGAUGACUUUGAAGUGGCCCGGAUGGACUUCAAGUAUAUGUCGGAUGAUGUGCUGCAGAUUAAGUACGACUCGUUCCGCUUCCUCAACAUGACAGAAGACCGGCACUCCGCUAGCGUAUAUUAUGAGCGAGCGCGCCCGUCCGGAUACCCGGAUGACUUUGAAGUGGCUAAUGUUACUUACUGCUACUACCCGCCGCAGUACGACUCGUUCCGAUUCCUCAACAUGACCGAGGACCGGCACUCCGCUAGCGUGUAUUAUGAGCGAGCGCGCCCGUCCGGUUACCCGGAUGACUUUGAAGUGGCCCGGAUGGACUUCAAGUAUAUGUCGGAUGAUGUGCUGCAGAUUAAGAUAUACGACGCCGAAAACAAACGCUUCGAGCCGCCUGUCCCCGAGAUAGCUAUGGUGUCCAAGCCCAUAGACAACAUGAAGUUCCGAGUGGAGAUCAAUGGAUCGGCCGUCGGCUUCAAAGUCAUCAGAAACAGCGAUAAUGUUACCAUCUUCAACACAGAAGACAUGGGCGGCCUGAUACUCUCGGACAAAUUACUCCAGAUAUCCGCGGGGUUAUCCACCAAGUAUCUAUUUGGACUGGGCGAGAGGCGAGCCAAGUUUCUGAUCGACAUGAACUGGCAGACGUUCGCUUUGUUUAACAGGGAUAGAGUGCCUAUGGAACAUCAAAAUCUCUAUGGCACACAUCCGUUUUUCUUGGCUAUGGAUCCACAGAACCACAACAGCUAUGGUGUUCUGCUGCUUAACUCGAAUGCGAUGGACAUAGUCCUCCAACCAACACCGGCCAUAACCUACCGCGCCAUCGGAGGCGUUCUGAACUUCUUCGUGUUCCUCGGACCGUCGCCGAUGGAAGUGGCGGGCCAGUACGCGGCGCUGGUGGGCCGGCCCUUCAUGCCGCCCUACUGGUCGCUCGGCUUCCACCUGUGCAAAUUCAACUAUCUGUCGCUGAACACGACACGAAACGUUUGGAAAGCCAAUAGAGACGCGGGUAUUCCUUUUGACGUGCAAUGGAACGACCUCGACUACAUGAAGGAUGCGAACGACUUCACGUAUGACACCGUCGCGUACGCCGGCCUGCCAGAAUUCGUGGACGAACUGCAUAAGGAGGGCAUGCAUUAUGUUAUGCUUUUGGAUCCUGGUAUAAGUGCAUCGGAAAAACCCGGCUCCUACCCGCCAUACGACAAGGGCAUAGAAAUGGAUGUGUUCAUCAAGAACGGCACCAACCAACCGUUUAUUGGGAAGGUAUGGAACCGAGAAAGCACGGUGUACCCAGACUUCACCCACCCGAACGGAACUCAGUUUUGGGUGGAUAUGAUGACCGAUUUCCAUAAGAAGGUCAAAUACGACGGCGCGUGGAUCGACAUGAACGAGCCGUCCAAUUUCGUGGACGGUAUCAAGGAAGGCCACUGCUCCGAUGAAGAAUUACCUUACAAGCCGCACACACCGGACCCGUAUCUGCGAGCUCAUACGCUAUGCAUGGACGCCAAGCAAUACUCCGGCCCGCACUAUGAUAUGCACAACUUGUACGGGCUGACUGAAGCUAUUGCGACGAAUUUCGCGCUAAGCGACAUCCGCGGCAAGCGUCCGUUCAUAAUCUCGCGCUCGACGUUCGUUGGCUCGGGCAAGUUCACCGGCCACUGGAGCGGCGAUAUUGCCAGCGAGUGGCAUGACAUGCGGAUGACUAUACCUGAGCUGCUGAACUUCAACUUAUUCGCCAUCCCGAUGAUGGGAGCCGACAUUUGCGGCUUCCGUGGGAAUACAACUGUGGAACUGUGCCGGCGCUGGAUGCAGCUGGGAGCUUUCUAUCCUUUCUCGAGAAACCACAACUCGGACAGCUCAAGCCCACAAGACCCAGUAAGCUUGGGCCCGUCAGUAGUGUCGGCGAGCAGAACGGCGCUAAGACUGCGUUACGCGCUGCUACCGUAUUACUACACGCUGUUCUUCGCUGCGCAUGUGUAUGGAGAGCCUGUUAUAAGGCCCGUGUUCUUUGUUGACCCAGACAACGAGGACCUCUACGACAUCGACGACCAGUUCCUGAUCGGGGCCCACGUCAUGGUGACCCCCCUGCUGGAGCGGGGGGCCAGCACGGCCACGCCGCUGUUCCCCGGCCCGCACGACUGGCACCACAUCCGCACCGGCACCAGUAUAGGGCACGGGAGGAAGGCCGUCGUGGAUGAGGACCACACGGUCACUGUCUGGCGGGGGGCCAGCACGGCCACGCCGCUGUUCCCCGGCCCGCACGACUGGCACCACAUCCGCACCGGCACCAGUAUAGGGCACGGGAGGAAGGCCGUCGUGGAUGAGGACCAUACGGUCACUGUCAGGGAUCAGUUCCUGAUCGGGGCCCACGUCAUGGUGACCCCCCUGCUGGAGCGGGGGGCCAGCACGGCCACGCCGCUGUUCCCCGGCCCGCACGACUGGCACCACAUCCGCACCGGCACCAGUAUAGGGCACGGGAGGAAGGCCGUCGUGGAUGAGGACCACACUUAG